Messenger RNA from Dufourea novaeangliae, 2784 nucleotides. RefSeq names its product acyl-CoA synthetase short-chain family member 3, mitochondrial. Bases 1 to 2058 code for a protein of 685 amino acids. Lineage: Eukaryota; Metazoa; Arthropoda; Insecta; Hymenoptera; Halictidae. The record is from RefSeq and is a predicted model, not a curated record. The transcript is spliced from 12 exons.
AUGCUGCAAGAGCUGAACACCGAUUUCUUCAAGGCACGCACUCCGGACACGGAGAAGACGAGCUUCCAGUCGAUCAUCGCCAGUUCGCGAACGCUGAGGAAGGGCGACGGUUCCGAUUACAUCGUCAGUCCCCAUUACAGACACAGUCCCGCGUACGACGAGGCUUAUCAGAACUCGUUGGAGGACCCGGAGAAGUUUUGGGGCGAGGUGUCACGGUGCAUCGACUGGAGUAAACCGUGGACGAAGGUCUUGGACAACACCAGGUCGCCAUUCACGAAAUGGUUCGUUGGCGGGGAAUUGAACGCCUGUUACAACGCAGUGGACCGCCACGUGCACGCUGGAAACGGUAACAAAACGGCGUUGAUCCACGACAGCCCGUUGAUCUCGACGAUACGACGUGUGACGUACAACGAGAUGUUCGAGAAAACCUCGAAGAUGGCUGGUGCUUUGGCCGACCUUGGCGUACGAAAGGGUGACGUGGUUGUCAUCUACAUGCCGUUGAUACCCGAGACGAUAAUCGCCAUUUUGGCGACCGCGCGUCUUGGUGCGGUUCACUCUGUUGUGUUCGGCGGAUUCGCCGCGAACGAGCUCGCCACACGGAUAGAUCACGCGAAACCGAAGGUGGUGAUCGCCGCCAGUUGCGGCCUGGAACCCACCAAAGUCGUACAAUACACCACAAUGCUGAACGCCGCGUUGGACAUCAUUUCCGUGACGAAACCACGGUGCAUCGUAUUCCAGAGGAGAAACGCGUGGCUGAGCCCGUUGCUCCCGGAUCAGCUCGACUGGGACGACCUGAUGGAACGAUCGAAGCCUCAUCCGUGCCAACCGGUCGAGGCGAACGAUCCUUUGUAUAUUCUGUACACGUCGGGCACUACAGGUCAACCGAAAGGGAUCCUGAGAACGGUCGGCGGACACUUGGUCGCUGUUUGCUGGACGAUGAAAACGGUUUACGGGAUGGACAAGGAUUCCGUUUGGUGGGUGGCCUCCGACAUGGGCUGGGUGGUCGGUCACUCGUACAUUUGCUACGGGCCCCUCGUCUACGGCGCGACCAGCGUGAUGUACGAGGGAAAGCCUGACAGGACACCCGACGCAGCCCAGUACUUCAGGGUAAUCGAGCAGCACAACGUAAACGCGCUGUUCUGCGUGCCGACAGCCCUUCGUGUCAUAAGACGCGCUGACAUGGACGUGGUGAACGGUCGAAAAUAUUCCACGGAAUCAUUGAAGACGGUGUUCGUCGCCGGUGAGUUCUGCGACUACGAGACGAAAAUCUGGGCGGAACAGGCAUUCAAAGUGCCCAUUCUGAAUAAUUGGUGGCAGUCGGAGACCGGACAUCCGAUCACAGCGUUGUGCCUGGGAUACGACCAUCAUCCCAGUCUCCCGAAAAACAGCACCGGUCUGCCGAUUCCUGGUUACCACAUCGAUAUUUUACGGGAGGAUGGCAGCAAGGCCGAGGCCCACGAGCUCGGAAGAAUCGCCAUAAAAUUGCCGUUACCACCUGGCUGCAUAUCCACGUUAUACCAGGCCGACGACAGAUUCAAGGAGAUCUAUUUCUCGAGGCAUUCGGGUUACUACGACACCAUGGACGUCGGUUACAAAGACGAGCGCGGGUUCGUUUACGUGAUGGCAAGGGACGACGAUGUGAUCAAUGUGGCUGGUCAUAGAUUAUCCACAGCAGCGUUGGAGGACGUUAUUAUGGCGCAUCCGGAUGUGACAGAUGCUGCCGUUGUUGGUGUACCAGACCCUACCAAAGGAGAAGUCCCUCUGUGUCUUUAUACAAUGAGACCAGAGGCGACAAAGAACGAGGAACAGAUCAACGAGGAGCUGAUAUCCGGUGUAAGAAGUCUGAUAGGACCGAUAGCGUCAUUUCGAACCGCGGCCGCUGUACGGGAUUUACCUCGAACGCGUUCCGGAAAGAUAAUUCGCAAGUCGAUCGCGAAUCUGGCUCGCUCGAAGCUCGUCAAGAUCUCAAGUACAAUAGAGGACGCGUCGGUGUAUCGCGAGAUAAAAGAAGUACUUCAGAAGCUCGGAUACGCCAAAUUAGCGCCGGAUCCUCAAUGAUAAAGUGUAGUUAAGCUUUUACCAUUUUUUAUUAUAAACUUUCUCUGUUCUUCAUAAUAAUCGUAUAUAAAAUGUAAUAAACCUACAUACGAUAUAUUAGCUGUGACACGCAAUAGGAGUGUGUGCUUGAGAAAGACGCGUCCGAUAAAACCUCUAGACCAUCCGACAGUUAAUACUUAUAAAAUUGCACCAAGGACUAUUUUCUUCUCUUUUUUUUUGUAACAUUGUUUUGGAACAGUACAAUAAAGUGAACAGCUUUAAAAACACUUGUCGGGGUCUUCGUGAAGAACAUAUGUAACGAGGUCGAGGUUUCAAGCAACUUAAUCGUAGCUUCGCUCUCACCGUUAGGCCUUUUCUUUUCUACAAUAAUUACAUUCGAAUGAUUCGGUAAAAGAAAAACAAAAAUAGAAUAAGAAAAGACUAUUUUUAGUAAGCCCUUAUUACGUUGGUACUUCUAUUCGAUACAAAGCAAGAGAACCAGAAGAGAAAAAGGUGUAUCUCGCCAUCUUGCUUCGAUGUUCCAAUUGUAGUAUCGUAUAUUACACAAUUUUAAUAAUACAACAGAUUCCGUGAAACGAGCGUUAACGAACAGCUGAUAGAAGUGAGAUUGAUUUGGUGACGUUCUAUUAAUAGGCUUCGUUGGAUAACCGGUAAAGAAACGUGUAGAGAUUUACAAUUUAAAGAAAACGAACGAUGAGGAUGACUAACGUAGAAACAUCUCUGAAC